Molecule: messenger RNA, 1269 nt
Organism: Penicillium verrucosum
Lineage: Eukaryota; Fungi; Ascomycota; Eurotiomycetes; Eurotiales; Aspergillaceae
Product: FAD binding domain protein
Exons: 3
Coding region: 1-1269 (422 amino acids)
Molecular function (GO): FAD binding
Source: RefSeq, a predicted model, not a curated record
AUGCCGGUUCCUCAGUCUGCUAUCAUCGCAAGUAUCGGAGGCUCCGUUGCCGGCCUGCUCCAGGGCCUUCAAUUGAAACGCCAGGGUGCCAACGUGACUGUGCUGGAGCAAGAUCCUUCGAGUGACCGUCACAGCCACGAGUCGGGAGUUUCAAUCGGCCCUACCGUCGUCAAAUUACUUCAAGAGUACGAUGCCACCGGUAGACCAGCAGCAAUCCCCGCGCGCUAUCUCAGUGCUGCAUCAAGCAAGUGGCCUCGCAUUGCCAGUGUUAACUGGAAGCACAACAUGAGCAACUGGGGCUGUCUUUACUUGAUCCUCCGAGCCAACUUUGAUGGGAUGUCAUCUAACACUGUUCCUCAGCCACCGGCCCCAAGACCUACGGAUGGCGCCGUGGUAUAUCACGCAGGCAAAAAGGCGACAGGGGUGAGCUAUAACUCGGAGAAAGAUAUGAUGACCGUGAACUACGUCGACUCCGUUACUGGGGAUAGUGGCACAGUCAGUGCAAGCAUUGUCAUUGCUGCCGAUGGGGUCCACUCAACAAUUCGGAAGAUCAUGCAAAUUCCGACGCGAAAGGACUACGCCGGGUAUAUCGCAUGGCGUGGGACCGUCCCCGAGCGGCUAUUGUCAAAGGCGACCGUGGAUUAUUUCUCAAAUCGGCUCAACUUUACUCUUUUGAAGUGUACAUAUUUCAUCAGCUAUCUCAUCCCAACCGAAGCUGGCAACGUCGAGCCCGGAAACCGACUUGUGAACUGGGUCUGGUACUUUGUUGUUCCUGAGAACUCUGCAGAAAUGGAUUCCAUUUUCACCGACAUCCACGGGAAGCUUCACCCUAACACAGUACCGCACGGAAAGAUCAAGCCGGAAAUUUGGUCUGAACAGAUCGCUCGACAUGUUUCUCAGAUGACUACACCCCUUGCUGAGAUUGUAACCAAGACCCCCCGACCGUUCGUUACGAAAGUGGGAGACGCGGAGGCGGCUGCUGCGAGCUUCUAUGACGGCAGACUGGUACUUGUCGGCGAUGCGUACACCGGUUUUCGGUCGCAUCUAGGAAUGGCUUCCGAGCAGGCAGCACGGCAUUGUCUUCAGAUGAACAGAGUAUGGCAUGGUGAGAUCACGCAGGAGCAGAGAGAUCGGGAGGCAAGAUUUUACUCCAGAAGAUUUCUGUUACUCAAUCGUAUGAUUGGGCUAACUGGCCUCGGGCUCAUGUGGGAGGUCUUCAAGAUUGCGAUCACCUACUUGUUGUUAUACGCAGAGUAUAUCUUCUCUUAG